This is a messenger RNA of Ornithodoros turicata, 1926 nucleotides long. RefSeq lists its product as uncharacterized. Bases 1 to 1926 code for a protein of 641 amino acids. The transcript has a single exon. The record is from RefSeq and is a predicted model, not a curated record. Gene Ontology annotation, biological process: DNA integration. Gene Ontology annotation, molecular function: nucleic acid binding. Lineage: Eukaryota; Metazoa; Arthropoda; Arachnida; Ixodida; Argasidae.
AUGCUGUCGUUUUACGACCGGUUCCUGAGAAACCGCGCCGCCAUAGCAAGGGAUCUGUAUGAAUUGCUUAAACACGGCAACAAAUGGCAGUGGCUGAAAAGGCACCAAUUGGCGUUCGAAAACCUCAAGAAGCUGAUAAACGAACGUACUGUACUUGCCCACUACGACGAGACAAAACCAUUAGUAAUCGCGUGCGACGCCUCUUCAUACGGUGUAGGGGCCGUGCUUGCACAACUGGACGACGAUGACCGCGAAUUGCCCGUUGCGUUUGCCUCGCGCACGUUGGGACGUGCAGAGCAGAACUACGCUCAAUUGGAUCGGGAAGGACUAGCAUUGGUGUUUGCGGUAGAAAAAUUUCACCAGUACGUCGCAGGAAGGAGUUCCAAGAUAUACACCGAUCAUCGACCGCUGCUUGGCAUAAUGGGGCAACACAAGCCAAUGCCUGGAAUGCUGUCGCCAAGGAUGACGAGAUGGUGUCUGAAAUUAGGGUGCUAUGAUUACGACUUGUGCUAUCGGAAGGGCACCACAAACCAAAUUGCUGACGCCUUCAGUAGACUGCCGUUGCCAUUCAUGACCGAUGAACCGUAUAGACCGGGUGACGUGCUCCUGUUGGACACGUUAGAAGGACCUGUUCUCACGGCUAAAACCCUAGAAAAGAUGACUCAGCAAGAUCCGGUGCUGUCAGCAGUUCACAGAGCAUUGCGAAACGGUAGCCUUCACAAGUUACGGGGACAAGGCUUCGACCAAUACAAGAUACGCCGUCGGGAGCUGGCUACGGAGGGUGAUUGUGUGACCAGAGGUUCAAGAGUUGUGGUUCCCCCGGCUGCUCGAGAGCAGGCCUUGAAACUGGUGCAUUGCGGACACAGGGGCAUAGUCACAAUGAAAGCUUGUGCUCGAAGCUACAUGUGGUGGCCGGGAAUCGAUCGUGACAUUGAGCAACUCGUACGCGGCUGCUCCAAAUGCCAGGUCGAUCGUCGCUCUCCGCCCCGAGCUCCGCCACCGCUGUGGACAAGACCGACGGAACCCUGGAAGACCAUUCACAUCGACUUCGCCGGACCGGUUGACGGGCGAACGUAUCUACUGGUUGUUGACGCCUACACGAAGUGGCUGGAAGUUAGGCGAAUGACAAGUACUACGGCCGCCGCUGUGAUUGAACAGCUACGGUAUAUGUUCGCCACCUUCGGAAUUCCGCAGACAGUCGUGUCAGAUAAUGGGUCGGUGUUCCUAUCGGCAGAAACCAAGAGAUUUUUCAAAGCAAAUGGCGUCGAGCAUCGCACAAGUGCUCCGUAUCACCCGGCCACUAACGGCCAACUAGAGCGCAUGGUGGCGGAACUGAAGAGGGUUCUGAAACGGGAUAGUGCGGGACACGUUGACAAGUGCCUGGCGCGGUUUAUGUUCAAGCAGCAUACUACAAUCAACGCCACCACAGGCAAGUCGCCAGCAGCCAUGAUGUUCAGCAGGGAGCUUCCGUCGCCGCUGUCGGCGUUGAAACCAAGUGACCAUCGGAGUUCAAUGGGGGAGGACGAGGAGGAAGCUGGGUCACGUUACGCGCUGUUCAAGCCAUCGAUGAGAGUCUACAUUAGAAACUUUACAGGAGGUCCUCAGUGGAUACCUGGUCAGCUGCUUGAUCGGAUGGGUCGGCGGUCGUGGAUGGUCCAGACAGAGCACGGAACGACACGACGUCAUAUCGAUCAUAUUAGACGACGUUAUGAUCAGGAUCCCUGGAACAGCAGUUCCGUUCCGUGGACUGUGGACAUUUCCCCUGAGCGACCGUCAGGGGCAGCUGCAGUAGAUCCUCAACGAUUAACGGAGUGCUCGGAUGUGGUGACUGCUCCCGCCGUUCCUGAAACCAGGGAUCCGCCUGCAAGAGAGCUUAGAAGGUCACAGCGUACGCGCCAGCCGCCAGACUUUUUCCGACCUUGCUGA